UCAUAUUACACAUCCAAUAAAACAACGCAAACUUGAUUAGUUUUGGACACGUUUCGUUUUUUUAUUAACGCCCUCAUUAAACACAGCUGUGAAUGAUGAGGUGCAGUAUUCAAUAUUUACGGAAAACACAGUUUAUCAUCACAUUUGAACAGGGAAUAAGAAGAAAGUAGGGCACUCCAAAGUUGGCCAGACAAAUCAUUAAUAAUGAAAGAUAUUGUAGUGUUCGUUGUGGCAAUAUGUGUUCUUGGCAUUGCUGGAAAUACUCUCGUGAUCGCUUCAAUUUUAAAACAAAAGAUUCUGUUAAAGAAGAACUACUACUUUCUUGUCUUGCAUCUUGCAAUAUGUGACGCAUUUGUACUAUUGAGUAUAUUUUUCUUUGAGAUCUUUGAACACCAUUUGAAAAGCAAACCAAUUUUGUUAAACUGCUCAUAUAUAAGUGGCAUAGAUACUUUUUUUCAAAUAGGUGGAGUAUCUAUGAUGUUGAUCAUUUCAGUUCUACGUUAUCGUGCGAUAGUUCAUCCAUUGAAACUUUCCUUCAGUCGACAAAAGAUAAAAAUCGUUUGUGGUUUAGCGUACAUCAUUGGCUUAGUUACGACAGUUGGAAUGACAUUUCAAGAGUGCAUUGUGGAUCCUCAAGCUCGUUAUUUUAUUUACGAAUUGUUUGCGUUUUAUUCAUGUUUCUACAUUUUCCCAAUAAUCUUCAUGACUGUGACUUAUUCCAUAAUCGCUCAAGCAUUGAUUAAACAAAGAAAAGCACUACGAACACUCUCCAAUCCGACACAUUCUCAUCUACAAUCCUCUACCAGCUCAAGUCUUCAAAGAUAUAAUCGGCAUAGUAAGACAUUUAUUGUUUGUGUCAGCACAGUUCUCUGCUUCACAGUGGGUCACGCUUGUUUUUUGGUUGUAGACGUGCUAUAUUUAAACAACACUGUUCCCUCAAAUUCAUCCACCAAUCUUUACGUUGUUUAUGUUCUCCGUCUUUUUGGCUCACACGCGUUAAAUCCUCUGAUCUAUGGAAUAUUGGAUAGAAAAAUGUUGUUUUUAUGGAAAUGCUGCCCCAAAAUAAGACCAAUCUAAGUUGUUUUCAGUAUCAAAAAGUAGAGAUUUUUUAUAUAGGGGCUCCUUUAUGUAUUUCGAACAUUAUAAAGUAGCUAGAAUAUAAUUUAGUUCUGAAUUGCUUUGUGAGCGUUUAUAUGAUUCUAAGAAAUGCAUUUUUGUUGAUUUCCAACAAUACAUAAUUUCAUAAUAGUAUUGUAAAUCAAGUCGGCAUGUUUUCCAUCUCUUUAUUUACUUUACAAAUAAAAUAAAUAAAUGUGUUCGACAUGAUGAUCUCAAAA
Molecule: messenger RNA, 1337 nt
Organism: Xenia sp. Carnegie-2017
Lineage: Eukaryota; Metazoa; Cnidaria; Anthozoa; Malacalcyonacea; Xeniidae
Product: bombesin receptor subtype-3-like
Exons: 1
Coding region: 205-1077 (290 amino acids)
Biological process (GO): neuropeptide signaling pathway
Cellular component (GO): membrane
Molecular function (GO): neuropeptide receptor activity
Source: RefSeq, a predicted model, not a curated record